AUGACGGAAACAAAAACAACAAUAUCUACAGACACCGACACCAAUGCUCUUGUCUACCCUCUAUGCACAUUCCUCCUCAGUCUCUACACCCUCGAACACAGCACAUCCCUAUUCAUCAACUCCACAGCCCGCCUCGCGCACCGCCUCCGGGUCUCCGAAACACUCAUCUCCCUCCUCACCGCGGGCGCCGAGUGGGAAGAACUCUUCGUCGUGGUCGCCGCACUGAUUCAAAAUCGCCCACGUCUAGCCCUGGGAAACGUCCUGGGUAGCUGUAUCGGGAAUAUUCUCGGCGCUUUCUCACUCGGCAUUCUCGUCCAAAGCGGAGUCGUCAAAUUCGACGCCAGUGCGAAAAGGUACGCCAUCGUGCUCUUCGCCGUGACGACAGCGGUAGUGCUCGUCUGGGCACUCGGUCAGGUUUCCACGAAGCCGAUCGGAGUGGUGCUUGUGGUAGCAUUUGGUAUUUAUGUCGCUGCAGUGGGAUGGUCGAUUUACCGUGGGAUUCUGGCCGCGCCAGAAGAUUCGGACUCGGAUUCGGAUUCAGACUCAGACAGCGAGUCUAGCACCAUCGAACACGAGCCAGACGAAGUUGCCGGCAACUCAGGCACUACCGAUGAUCAGCGCGACGAAGGCGCAGACCCAGAUGAGUCAGUCACGCUUCUACGCCAAAGGAGACGGCAACAACGUCGGAUUAUCUGGGACCUUGCAAAACUCCUCGUCGGGUUCAUCGCCCUCUCAAUGAGCGGUUACAUCCUCUCGCACUCCUCGGGGUUGCUGGCUGCCAGGUUCGAAAUCUCAGAGAGUGUGUUUGGAGCCACACUCUUGUCCCUCGCAACCACAUUGCCAGAGAAAUUCGUUGCCGUGGUCAGCGGAGCACGUGGCCACCCUGGAAUACUGGUCGCCAACACGGUCGGAAGCAACAUCUUCUUGUUGACACUGUGUCUGGGAGUUACCAUUUUGGGCUCCCCCAAUCUCAGUAUCCGAUCCAGUUAUACCCACGAGAUGAUAUGGUUAUGGGCGUCUUCAGCCGUCCUUGCGCUGGUCAUCAUGGUGGGGUCACACAGGUUGAUCGGAGCGGCGAUGCUGGUAGCAUACCUGACAUUUCUGGUCCUGGAAUUCGUGCUCUAUAAGUCUUAA
Molecule: messenger RNA, 1134 nt
Organism: Exophiala viscosa
Lineage: Eukaryota; Fungi; Ascomycota; Eurotiomycetes; Chaetothyriales; Herpotrichiellaceae
Exons: 1
Coding region: 1-1134 (377 amino acids)
Biological process (GO): calcium ion transmembrane transport; intracellular calcium ion homeostasis
Cellular component (GO): plasma membrane
Molecular function (GO): calcium, potassium:sodium antiporter activity; calcium channel activity
Source: RefSeq, a predicted model, not a curated record